Molecule: messenger RNA, 934 nt
Organism: Lolium rigidum
Lineage: Eukaryota; Viridiplantae; Streptophyta; Magnoliopsida; Poales; Poaceae
Product: fasciclin-like arabinogalactan protein 9
Exons: 1
Coding region: 1-747 (248 amino acids)
Source: RefSeq, a predicted model, not a curated record
AUGGCCGCCAAGAGAUCCGCCAUCAUCCUGCUGGCGGCAGUGGCGCUGGUGGCUCUGCUACCGGCGGCGCUGUGCCAGAAGGCGGCACCGGCCCCGGAGGCGGCGGCGCCGGCAGCCCCGAACGUGACGGCGGUGCUGGAGAAGGGCGGGCAGUACACCAAGUUCAUGCGGCUGAUGAAGUCGACGCAGCAGGACACGCAGCUCAACGCCCAGGCCAACGGCUCCGACACCGGCUUCACGGUGUUCGCGCCCACCGACAACGCCUUCGACAGCCUCAAGGCCGGCACCCUCAACUCGCUCACGCAGCAGGAGCAGGUCUCGCUCGUGCAGGCGCACAUCCUGCCCACCUUCUACUCCAUGGAGUCCUUCGAGACCGCCUCCAACCCCGUCCGCACCCAGGCCUCCGGCGCCGACGGGCCAUACACCGUCAACGUCACCGCCACCAGCAACAGCAACGUCAACGUCUCCACCGGGCUCGUCAGCACCGUGCUCGGCUCGGCGCUCAGGGCGACCAGGCCGCUCGCCGUCUACUCCAUCGACAAGGUGCUGCUGCCGUACGACCUGUUCGGGCCCAAGCCGCCCGCGUCCUCGCCGCCGGCGCCAGGGAAGAAGCCGUCGACGACCAAGGGGGGUGUCGCCGCGCCCGCGGGAGCGGAGGAGGAGGAGGCCCCACCUGCCGGUGCCGCCGCCGCUGUCGGCGCCGGGUGGAGCUUGGCCGCCGUGGUGGCCGCCGCCUGCCUCUUGUAAGCAGAGGAUCGAUGCUAGUCACGUGCACGUUCAUGUGCGCGGAUUCGAAGAGUGUACUACUGUCUAGCUAUUGUUACCGUGUUUCUUUUUCUUUUUUCCUUUCACAUUCUUCCUCCCUGUUUCUUUCUUUUCUUUUCGUGGUUUUGUCUAUUCAUCCAGAAAGAAAGAUUGGGCAAAAUGUGAUUCA